AUGAGUCAGUUAACAUUAAGAGUGUGUAGGCUAGAUGUUGACGCUGGUCAAUGGGUAGUGGUCAGCGAUAUAGGAGACCGUGUGUUGGUUAUUGGAGACUUGGGAAAUGUCUCAUUCUCGGCUGAAGAGCUUCCUGAUGGUUGUGGUGUGAGUGUGAACUCAAUUUUUUUUACUUAUGGGCCAAGCAAUGUAACAUGCUCCUACAAAUAUGAAGAAGAGCACAACUGUUGGAGAUAUUCAAGAAAGGAUUGUGUGACUAUCCUCAGCAGGUCUCCGGUAGAGGCUUUCCGGGUUGAACGAUCUUCAGCAGAUGCUAGCCACUGUUCAUGGCCACAAGCCGGAAGGAGUGUACACUUUACAUUCGACAUGAUGAAGGAUAAGAGAUUAGGUCUGAUCUCCUUGGCCUAA
This is a messenger RNA of Eruca vesicaria subsp. sativa (arugula), 408 nucleotides long. NCBI's taxonomy places the organism in Eukaryota, Viridiplantae, Streptophyta, Magnoliopsida, Brassicales, Brassicaceae. The record is from the annotation of a GenBank genome assembly.